Batrachochytrium dendrobatidis JAM81 is the source of this 3611-nucleotide messenger RNA. RefSeq lists its product as uncharacterized. The record is from RefSeq and is a predicted model, not a curated record. Bases 1 to 3357 code for a protein of 1118 amino acids. NCBI's taxonomy places the organism in Eukaryota, Fungi, Chytridiomycota, Chytridiomycetes, Rhizophydiales. The transcript has 3 exons.
AUGCCUACUGGCUCCAGCCCAACUCCAGGACGCCCUGUAUCAACCUCAUCGUCACUGAUGUUUGAUUUCGGUAUGGAGAGUUCGCUCAUGAGCGAGGGCGAUGGUGGCUUUGCUGACUCGCUCCUGUCAUCUUUUGGACUUUCAAUGGACCGUCCAUUGUCAUUACCACCAUCAGCAAACCCCACUACUGCAUCAUCCAUAUCACCAGAAAUCACUAGAGCUUCAACGACCACUCUGCAAUCUGCCCCUACUUUGACCGCCACUUCUAGUACUGGUCGCUCGUCGAUCCUCCAACUUUCCUUCCCGCAGGCUAAUGGCUUUUCAACCUCUCAUUCUAGCAGCAGUAUCGAUUACCUGCAACGACCAUUUAGCAACGCUAGUAGCAUCAAUUCUGCAUCGGCAAAUGCAUCCACUACCAAUGCAUUGUCGCAUUCAGCCACGAAAUCUCCCACUCUCGCUACCCGUAGGUCGCUCCCUACUUCGUCACCACCUCAGCCUAAAUCAAUUCUACCACAUUCAGCAAGCAAGACGACUCUCACUGAUAUAACUGGAAGCAACAGAAAAUCAGUGGGUGCUAGAUCGGGAUCGCUGACUGCUGCUUUUUCCUACCCCAACCAAUCCACAAACCAAUCACAAGCCCCCAAGGGGUCAAUAGAAGCGCAGCUGCAUGAACAAGCCCAACAAUCAUCGCAUCUUGCACAAUCUAGCCAGAACCCAAUCAAGUCACCAGUAUCUCCUACUCCUCCACAAGGCAGAACUUCUCCUUCUUUGACUCGUCAGCGUGUUCACUCCCAUGACACAGUAUUUUCCGGUAAUGCUUCCCCAUCCACUGCCGCCCCAAUUGCACCCUCGUCACCAUCCAACCGAUUCUCGGCAUCAUUUGCUAGUCGUUCGUCUGCUGUAUCUGCAUUCACUGCUAUCAUUGACAGCCGUCGCACUUCUGCUGUCAAAGACACUGCUGUUGCAAUGGAUUUUGAAAAAAUGCUCAAUACAAAGGAAACAAAAAAGCUCACAUCAACUCCUGAGCGUAUGCGCCACAUUGAGAUUAAAAAAAUACAGGACAUCCGAUUGGUGGCUAAAGAUGCUGCAGGACACAAGGAUGAAGGCAUUAAUACACUACUACGUGACGGUAAAUCCAAGGUGAAUGAUACAGACAGUGUCAUAGGCGACGAUGCACUGGGCGAUGAACCCAAGCCCAAAAAAAAUGAAACUUACUGGGAGUUUCUGCGCAAUACUGGUCCCGAAGAACAGGCCGGACCCAAGUAUUUCCCUCCAAAACCCACUACAUCUUCAACCAAGCCACUCAUGCAGCAGCUUGCAAGUCCACCAUCAAGUCCAUCAACGAUAACUAAUCUAAUCCCUGGUCCUUCUGCACAACCUAUUCAGCGCAUGACUUCCCUCAAAGAAAUGGAUUUGGAUGACGAUGCCGAAUUUUUGAUGGAAGGCCAGAAGCGCAAAAACAUCAAGGACAUGUCUUUGUCAGAAUUUUUGAAAUCAGAUCCACCCGCAUCCCGCUCCUCAUCAACUACUCCGGCACCACUUGUCAAAAAAACAAGCGGGUUCCGAUUGUUUCGAAAUUCAAAAUCCAGUUUACAAUCUAAUUCCAGCUCUCAACUUGAACUUGGCACAGCAUCGUUGUCAGAUAAACAAUCCAAUAGUGGUAGUAUGCCUCGUCUUAUACCAGUUUCUGUAACCAAAGAUAUUGUCAAACCGAGCAGUUCUAUCAAAAAUCCAAGUAUAGCCAACAGCGCUGUAAGUGGCCAAAAUAACACUUCCAGCACCUCACAUAUUGCUAGCUCACCACUAUCUGCAACUUCGCUGUCUACCACUACAGCUGGAAAACGAAACUCGCGUCUGUCUUUGCUUGCCCCAGAAUCGCUCAAGGAUAUUGAGUCGCACCAUUCGUCAGAUGCAAACUCAUCCACUGGAUCUGAUAACUUGACAGAUCGUUGGGAUUCUCAAGCUCUUAAUACCAGUCUGUCUAUGCAUCAGGUCGCCCUUGGUCUUGGUGAGCUGGACAAGGACUUUGCCAGUGUUUUGGGAGAUUUUAACGACUGGUCCAAUUUUGGUUCGUCUUCUACCAAAAACCACGGUUUACUGCCUUACAUGACCGCACCUGGUCAACCCUAUCAUACCUCGGACGCUAUUGCAUCAAAAUCUAUUGCGCUAGACACUUCAAACAUUUUGUCAGAACCUUCCUUUAUUCCAGCUAGAUUCUUGGUUUCUGUAGCUACUGAAACUCAUGCGUCACAGACUGAUGGGCCAUCAAACCCAUCUGUUAUAGAUACUGCAGUACAGACCGAUUUUGUCGAACCCUCAAAGGCGAUCGUUUCUUCCAAAAUAGUCAAGCAUGACACUUCAGAUGUAUCGAUUCAAACUACUACAGUAGAAAAGAAAACUGUAUCUACAUCUCCACAUGUGCCUGUUGCCAAGUUGCUAUUUCUUCAGCACUCACAAGAUAUUGAAGUUGUUGAUUUGCCAGAAACCAAGGAAACUGUUUCAUUGUCAAAAUCUGCUCAAACAGAAUCUAUCAAUCCAGGCACUGUGUCCGCAGUGAUUCACAAGAUAUGUUCAGAGUGCACUGAUGAUAAAAUUCAUGAUCGUACCCUCAAUGCUCAAGCUCGAUCACUCUCCCAACAAGCCAUUUAUGACGCAAUCGCCUUGGUUUCCAAGGAGCGUUAUAUUGAGCAGCAUGGUUCUAUAAAUGCAGAAACUCAAUAUGAUCUUGAACAAGAUGCACCCGAGGCAUUCAAAGGACUCCCACCACCGCCUACUGUUGAAAACCCCAUCAACAUGGCUCUUGUAGAUGAAAAUCUGAAACAUCAGCAAGAAAUUGCAGCAUUGAAACUUGCAUUGGCAUCUGAGCGAUCCAAGAGCCAACAUAUGCUAAUACUCAAAGAAGCAUCCGAAGCCAGAUUUGAGCAACUGGCUCGUGUUGCUCAUCGCAAACUUCUCAAUGCAGUUAGUGAUAAACAGAAACUAUUGGAUCAGCAAAAAGAAAAGGCCAAGCGUGAACAAGAGAAAAAAGAUGCUUCGGUUAAAGAACUCAAGCGACAGCGUGAUAUGGAAAAAAAGAUUCAGCAAGAGGAGCUUACUCAGAAAAACGAGCAAGCUUUAAAAGAGCAGCAGGAUCAAAAGCGAACUCAGCAGCAGUUGAAUUUUCAGCAACAACAGCAACUUAAAUUACAUAAAGAGCAAGUGGAACAACCAGAUUUCAAAUCGGUUCCAAAGAUACAGCAGGAGCAACUACCUCAACAACAAUCAGAGCAGCAAGUAUCCACUAAACUGCUUGGAUCAGAAGAAACACCACUGCUAAGUGAGGUUGUGGAAAGCGAUUCCAACACUAGUAUUGCUUAACGAUGACAUUGAAGCGCGUACAACUUGAUUCUAUUUCCACAUACACCAGCUAGCAUAUGAACAAGAGUUUAGUUGCUGCCAUUUUUCGAGGUCCAGUGAGCAUGGUCAACUAAUUAUAUACUUUUUUUAUCAGUGCCAACUUCGAAAAAGUAAAUUUGUUUAGUUUAUUUCUCCAUACCUCCCAACGAGAUCCCCUCUAGAACUCACUAUUUACUGGAUUACAUUACUUUUAGGUCAAUACCAUACUAUUUUGU